Messenger RNA from Quercus robur (English oak), 789 nucleotides. RefSeq lists its product as uncharacterized. Gene Ontology annotation, molecular function: catalytic activity. Bases 1 to 789 code for a protein of 262 amino acids. The transcript has a single exon. The record is from RefSeq and is a predicted model, not a curated record. Lineage: Eukaryota; Viridiplantae; Streptophyta; Magnoliopsida; Fagales; Fagaceae.
AUGAGUUGCCUAGCAUGGAACUGUCGUGGACUUGGGAACCUACGUACAGGAAGAGAGCUCGUUGAUAUCAUACGGGCAAAAGAUCCCUCUGUCGUUUUUUUAGCCGAAACUCUGACAGACGAUGCAAGGCUAGAACUAGUUCAACGAAACAUUGAUUUUGACCAUAGAUGGGUGGUACCAAGAGAAGGCAGAAGCGGGGGAUUGGCUUUAUUUUGGAAGUCAAUAGUGAAUUUGAAGGUUGAAAGUUCACAUAGGUAUUUCAUUGAUGCAACCAUUGAUAAGGGUACGGAGGGAGAAUGGAGACUGAUUGGGUUUUAUGGUGAACCAGAGACUACUAGAAGAUGGGAAGCAUGGGAUAAACUUCGACAACUAAAUUCACAUCUGGGAGUUCCAUGGCUGUGUCUGGGUGAUUUCAAUGAGAUCACAAAACAAGAGGAAAAAGUAGGUGGAGCCAUUAGGCCGCACAAUCAGAUGCAACUAUUCCGUGAUGUGAUUGAUGAAUGCAGUUUCAUGGAUCUAGGUUAUGUGGGGCUGAAUUUUACUUGUAGUAAGCACUUUGCUAAUGGUAAUUCAAUUUGGGAAAGGCUUGAUAGGGGUCUAGCUACAAAUGGGUGGUUCUUAAAAUUUCCAGGUUCGAAGGUCUAUCACUUACAGUGUGAUUCUUCGGAUCAUAGACUGCUACUUGUUGUCUUUGCUCCAUUAGAUCUGCCUCAACGAAAGAGACCCUUCAGAUUCGAAGAAAUGUGGUUAUCAAACUCAGGCUAUGGGGAAACAGUGCAAGCCGCUUAG